Molecule: messenger RNA, 318 nt
Organism: Panonychus citri (citrus red mite)
Lineage: Eukaryota; Metazoa; Arthropoda; Arachnida; Trombidiformes; Tetranychidae
Product: SPARC-like
Exons: 3
Biological process (GO): anatomical structure development
Molecular function (GO): collagen binding; calcium ion binding; extracellular matrix binding
Source: RefSeq, a predicted model, not a curated record
AGUGUUAAAAGUAUUAGUUUUUAUUUUCUCAGCAAGAAAUAUCCAAAGCCCGCUGACCACGAGAAGGACAAUUAUCACCAUGGUUGGAUCAAUGCGAUCAUCUGGAAGUUUUGUGAUUUAGACACUGAACCUCAUGAUAGGAAAGUCUCUCGACAUGAACUGUUUCCACUUCGAGCACCUUUAUUAUCAAUGGAACCUUGUAUUGGUCGAUUUUUGGACUCGUGUGACCCUAACGAUGACCAUUUGGUGACCUUAGCUGAAUGGGGUAACUGUUUGGGCGUUGAAAAAGGUAAAGUUAAUUAAGUUAAAAUUUAUCAG